AUGCCGACAUCGCCUUCACCAAGCCGUGGAGGGGCAACGUCUUAUCCGACCGUUUCGACGCAGCCGUCGCAUCUUUCCAUUCAUCAUCACUCUGAACCCACAGACGAUGACCCACGAACAGCCUCAUCAUCUGCUCGUCCCGGAAAAGACGCUGGAAACCAAACUCAAGCUCACAACAGUGCUGGUUCGUCUCGAUUCAGUUCUCUUCGUCCACUUUCAAGACGCAUCGAUACGGGCGAGCUGGAAGAAGCCGACAGCGAUGCAGCGUCCGAAUUUGACGCUUUCAUGCGCAAGGGCCGCAUCAACGUAGGUCAGGCAUGGGACGAUAGCAGCGAUGAAGAGGAUCAAGAGCAAGCGGCCAUCCACGAGGAUCGUACGCUGCCUCUCUCGGCGACUGGCAACAGUGCAGCGGUCAAGAGAAGGAGGAAAACGAAGCGUGGCCAGCCCGAAUCGGUGCUCCAGUCUCUGCGGCCAACUCGCGAGCACCGCAGAGCAUGGUGGAAGUUCCUCACGAAUCCUAGCACGCCCGCUAGCUUGUCGGCACCGCAUGUCUCGGCGAAUCUAUUCUCGGCGAGCUUGCAUCCUGCCGUGCUGCUUUCGAUGCCGCACUACUUUGCACGCACAGGUAUCGUGGUAGGGAUGAUUGCUUUGGUGGGUGUCGCGGUGCUGGGAGGUGUCGGCGGUGGUCUUUGGGUGGUGUUGAGUCGCUACGUCAACGGCAGCUCCAUCGAAGCGAUCGUGGGCGCCAGCUUUGGCAGGUACACGCCAUGGAAAGGAGGUCUUGGCAGAGUCGUAUCGGGGUUGCUGCUUGCGCUCUACGCAACGGGGAGCGCCAUCAUCGGCUACUUCGCACUGGCCGACCUGCUCCUUCAGGUCUUUUUCAACUAUGCUCCCCGUGGCGUGCCGCUUCACGAUCGAGCGUUUGUGACGCUGGUGGUGGGCGGACUUAUCUCGGUGCCGUUGGUCAUCUUUCCUCUCGCCAAACGCAAUCUGAUCCGGCUCAACACCUUCUUCUCAUUGACGUUCUAUCCCGUCAUUGUUACGAUCGUCUUGGUCAAGAUCUUUGCCACAUCACCGCCUCUAGCGAUGGCCACCCCCUCACCGCAAUUUGAGGGGUUGCAACUACUCCACAUUGGGACGCCCGAUCUCAACAAAGGCAGUCGGUGGCCAAACGCGAAUCCGUUGUAUCCCCCAUCGAUCUGGGCACCCAUCUCGUUGCUGCCGCUGUUGACGCUGAGUGCUUGUCCGCUUCAGAUCCUCGCUCAUCAGCGUAGUCUGCGACGCAUCGGGACAUCACGUUCCAACGUCAAAGCGUUCCUUGGCGCGCAGGCAGGACAGGUCUUGUUCGUCAUCGCUAUGGCUAUUUUGUUCGGCAUAGUAGCUGGAGUGAAGGGCGUUCAAGGCAGAUUGCGAAAGGACGUCCAUCCCAACUUGUUUGCAUCACUACCCAGUGACGACGAUUGGACCAACGUUGCACGUGUCCUGUUCGUGGCAAUCCUCGCGACACAUCUGGCCAUCUGUCUGACGACAGCACGCUCAUCGUGGGGCAGACUGCUGCGGUUGCUCAAUCUCAACCCUCUGCGCAGGCGCAGGCAACCGAUCCAGCUUCCUGUUGACGAUGCCGACGAGAGCGUUUCAGGCGUAGGAUCGCAACUGGCGGGUAACAAUGCAACGCAGGACGAAUCGCAAUUCGGCAAGUGGAAGCGGAAAUGGGGCAAGCCGGCAAGAAAUGCGCUUGCUGGCGUGUUGCUCUGGGGCAUCACUGCCUCGAGCGCCUACCUGUCUGGUGCGGGAGGCUUCCGAAGGAGCGAAAAGGAAGGUGAAGAAGCGAGGUUCACGCGAGCUGCCGAGGUGCUGGGUCUGAUGGGCGCUGCAGUUGGCUUCGUGAUGCCUGGUCUGGUGUGGAUGAUCCUAUUUCACAUUCGACGUCCACGAGCUAUUCUGCCACCGUUUGCGAGCGAGAUCGGCAAGACCGCAUCUGCGUACUUUUCAGGACCAUUGUCGUUGCUGGCUCGCAACCGCAAGUAUCUCUUCGGAUCUCGGGAUGCAGCCGGCGGAGAGGCCGAAAGGCAGCCGUUGCUAGACGAUCAAGGCGAUGAUGAGGCGGCUGAGCAGUCCGAGGCGUCACAGGCAAAGCCGAAUGAUCAACAGUCAGCAUCAGCAGGUAUCGCGACAUCGAGCCGUCACAGUGGAUCCAUCAAUCUGGAUCGCGAAUCCGCCUCGAUCCCGAGUCACUUGACCGAGCAGAGCAGCGACGAUAGAGACGAGGCCACGACAAUCCUGCUGGCCCGCAAGGAACGACAGUUGCAACGGCGAACCCGUGGCAAACGCAUCUAUCAGGACGUGGUCGUGUUCGCCGCGGUUCUUCCGUUCGGUUUUGCCUUGCUCAUCCUCGGAGCCAUUGAACUGCAACGCGGUGGCUAUUGA
Molecule: messenger RNA, 2427 nt
Organism: Pseudozyma hubeiensis SY62
Lineage: Eukaryota; Fungi; Basidiomycota; Ustilaginomycetes; Ustilaginales; Ustilaginaceae
Product: transmembrane amino acid transporter
Exons: 1
Coding region: 1-2427 (808 amino acids)
Biological process (GO): amino acid transmembrane transport
Molecular function (GO): amino acid transmembrane transporter activity
Source: RefSeq, a predicted model, not a curated record